AUGAAAGAUCCUCUGGAGUAUGUCAACAAAAUAAACUUCAACACAAACCGGUUCCCUCAAUAUACCCAUAUCCUCAUGGAAAACGGAGAUGAUGUUGGGCCGUUUGUAGCCAAACUGUCCAGCUAUACAUUAUCAGAUGAAGAUAAACUGAAGCAACAAAAGUAUAAUGAGAAAUAUAUAAAAAUAAACAACAAAUUGCCAGAUGAUAAAUCUCCUAUGUCCAUUUUGAAAUUUAAUUAUAGGCCAUAUGUCAGGAACAAAUUCAGAAAAUCGCUCAUGUUGUCUGCUGUUGUCUUCACUUCAGCCUUAUUGUAUGAUAAAAAGGAGAAGUUGGUUGCCCUUUACUCGGAGCAGUGA
Molecule: messenger RNA, 357 nt
Organism: Plasmodium inui San Antonio 1
Lineage: Eukaryota; Apicomplexa; Aconoidasida; Haemosporida; Plasmodiidae
Exons: 2
Coding region: 1-357 (118 amino acids)
Source: RefSeq, a predicted model, not a curated record